UAAGUCGGCAACUGGAAACGAGAGGUGCCCUGGUCGCGCGAUUUGAACACAAGUGCCUGUCUGCCAGCACGGUACCCGGAGGCUCCACAUCCAAGGCACCGGGAAGCUUUGAUUACGCGUGCGUUCUCAGUUGGAACGGAGAAAGAUAUUUCCUAAUGUCUCUCUCAUCAUCUACACGGUGUGUUUUUUUUUUAAGAGAUGCGGCGCAAGUUGUGCCAUCCUUACAUCUUUGCACCGCGGUAAACUUUACAGGAUAAUGAGUCCGAUUUGACCAAUUAAAAGGGCCAAAAGAGACAGAGAAGUUAAUGUAUUGAAAAUGUCCACGACGCACCUUAGCUCUACGGCGCCCAACCAGAGCUACCUUUCCACGGCCAGCUACGAGAAGACAGACCCCUCGGAGGUGAAGAGGCAAAUCCGCCUGCUGCUAUUCGGCUUGUGCGUAAUCAUCGCCGCUGCUACCUUUGUCGGAGGUGUGUAUUCGCUGCUGUCUCUCAUUCGGAUGAGGAGAAAAACAUCCCUAUGUCUCAUUGUGGCUUCCAUGUCGGUGGACGACCUGCUCAGUGUGGUCCCUCUCUCCUUGUUCAUGCUCCUGCAGUGGGAGGCAGAUGGAGGUGGAGGGUCGGGCAGCCUGUGCACUUCAUCUGGACUUCUGUACGUGUUCCAGGGUGUUUCUAGCAAUAUGAAGGCUUGUCUCAUAGCAGCCUACACUUUUUAUGUCACCAAGAGAUUUGGAGUGCUUCAAUCUGUCCGCCGGCCCCUAAGAGUGAUAUGGGCCAUUGCCGGUGUGUGGGCGGUCAGCCUUGCCGUCAGUGUGUUACCUUUGUGCGGAUGGGGCAGCUUUACGCCGGCCUCUCUUGGAUGUUUCCCAGAGAGCGACAGUUUUUACACCAUGCUGCUUUUCUCUUUAUACUCCAUGUGUUUCUGCGGCUUGUUAUUUUUCUUCAUCCCUCUCACCUAUCAGCUGCUGUGCUCCAGGGAGUCCCAGAUGACUUUACUGUACCCCAGCUAUUUGGAGAUGGCGGGGGGACUGAGUGGCUCCGUUCCCCUCUGUGAUCUUCCUUCCUUUUCCCGGGACAGACUGGACAAAAGUUUCGGUGCCUACAACGAGCUGAGCCCUAGUUCAUGCGGGACAGAGCUCAAAGAGAAAGAGGACAGCGGUCUGUCCCCAGUGUCUGUCAGAGGGCAGAGGACUGCUGCUGUCGGGGACACCCCAGUGGUGUUUGCGCAAAAGCGCUUCUCCAUGAUCCUGGCGGUUGUUCGAGUUAUUUUAUGGAUGCCAAUGAUGACUUUGGUGCUGGUGCGCCACGCAGUGAAUGCACGCAGCUCAUCCCUGGAGACGCUGAGCUUCUUUCUCACUCUGCUUGCCCCUGCGUUCACUCCAUUAUUCGUGCUGUCUGAGCGCUGGAUCCACAUGCCAUGUGGCUGCUUCAUUAACUGCAAACGGAAUUCAAUGCAGGAACCUUCAGUGAUGAAAAGAAGAUUUGAGUUCAGUCUUUCUUUCCAACAAGGCUAUGGAGUCUACAAGUUGUCACAUGCCGCCAUGUCUCAUAACAGUCCACCCCUUGAGAAGCCUGCCUAUCACAACCUCUUUAACUGUGACUUCACUAAUACACGCCUGGAUGCAUUAGAAAGUGGCAGGCUCUCCAGCCUGGGGCCUGAUUUUAUUUUCAGCACCACCUGCCCUGUGGACAGCUCCUCUCAUGCAGACCUUCUGUUGGAAGCGGUGGCCAGUGGAGGAGAGGCACUGGCUGAUUGUCCUUCACUCCCUCAUGAGAACCACGGAGAUGACGACGACUUCUGCCGUGUCCCUUCGCUGCCUUCUCAUCACCAGGAGCAUGAUCACAAUCUCACUGAUACGUCGUCCGUGUUCGAGGGCCCGGAGAGGAGGCUGUCACAUGAGGAGUGUCGGAAAAUCGAGCUGACAGACUGGGAGUGGUGCAGGAGUAAAUCAGAGAGAACACCCAGACAGCGCUCAUCAGGUGGUCUGGCAAUCCCCCUGUGCGCCUUUCAGGGCACCGUAUCUCUGCAAUCACCAACUGGAAAGACCCUCUCUCUCUCCACCUAUGAGGUCAGCAGUGAUGGACUCAAAAUCUCCAACAAUGCCAAGAAGGUGGAAGUGUAUCGCUCCAAAUCAGUUGGCCAUGAGCCCAGUGCAGACGACCCAGCAUCCGGAGGCCAGGCUGGAGACGUGAACGUCAGCAGCGUAGGGAUGGGCAUGGAGAUUGGAAUGGAGUUGGGUAUAGGAGCUGGGGUUGGCGACACCAACGUCAAGAUCCACCUUGAGGUUCUGGAGAUAUGUGACAACGAGGAGGCCAUGGACAGUGUGUCCAUCAUCUCCAACAUCAGUCAGUCCUCCACCCACACCCGCUCGCCGUCGCUGCGUUACUCACGAAGGGAGAACCGCUUUGUCUCCUGCGACCUGGGUGAGGCGGGCGGCCCUUUUUUUUUUCCCCCCCCCCACCCACAAAAAAAAAAAAAAAAAACAAACAAAACCAAAAACCCCAACAGUCCCCCACCCCCCCCCCCCAACAGCCGACGGCAGACGCAGGAGAGCUCAGGGUAUCGUGAGGAGAUACAGCUGCUCAACGAGGCCUACAGAAAGCAAGCUGGGGAGAAGGAAGAGUGACAUACAGUACAUACAGGAUGACAAGAAGGUGUCUCUUAGGAGGAGGUUUGAAGGAGCACUUCUGACGGCAAAGGAUGAAAGACAAAUUUCCUAAUCAUUCUAUAUUUACUUCUUUCUGAUCACCACUCUAAUAGAACUGAGAGGUGACCCAAAUAGAGACUAAAGAAUUGUUUGUUUGCCUACGCUUGUAUUUCCAUCUAGUAUUCCUCUGCAUAGCACGUAGAGUUAGAUGAGCCUGGAAAGGAAGAGAGAUGAUUGUAAAUUGAGGAAAGUGAGAGAGAGAGAGAGAGAGAGAGAGAGAGAGAGAGAGACAACAUAAGGGAAAGGUAGGAGAGGGAAAACAGUAUUCCAGCAGAGCAUCUAUAUUCCUUGCAAGAGUUUCAACCAUAUGGCAGCCUGUCACAUGUCUAAAAUAGAUACAGAAAAAGAGACAUUCACUUAGAAGUGGAAAAGGAGUAGCCCAGGUCUAGUCACGGGCUUGAUAUGAAGCUGCUCCUGUAGACUACAUCACGGGUGACUCAGCCGCGAGGGGCGGGGUCACCCGGUCCAUGUGUCUGACUCAUCCCAGUGUGUGUUGUUGUGCAUUUUUUUUUGUGAGAAGUAGCCUUGCCCGUAAGGAUGAGGGUAUACAAAUGAGAGUUAUGGUUUGUGAUGUCCGCUACCAAAAGUAUUCACGUGUUUCUGCAUAUACUGUAUUUGUUUAAACUGUGGUGUGUUUUCCUUUGCGUCCAGCUGCUGUGUCCAUCAUGUAUUUACACAAUUAAUCUUGCUUCUAUCAAAUGAGAAGGAGGAGGCGAGAGAAAGGAAAGGAGAGGCCAACCAUUUGAGGGACAGUGCAAUGCAUUAUUGAACAAGAGGUCGAGGGGAUACUUAUGCAGAGCAGUUUUCUGCCUCAUGCACAUUUGGUGCAAUUUAAAUGAGUGACAGUGUGCAUAUUUUACUACAGUAAGCAGCAUAUGAAUGUACAUUUCAGAGCCACUUUGGGGGAUCAUCUCUCUGCCUGCUCAGUUCACUGCCCAUCCAAUCACUUUCUGUAUUGAAUACAUGCAUAAAUUCAGGACUGGAAUACAUUUUUCAUAGAUAGUAUUAUGUAUUUCAGUACUGUUUUUGAAUGGUAACAUAGAAUGUGAACAUCUAUCAGAAGCAUAUAAAUCUUUAUUGUCUUUCACAGAUAAUAAUACCUAUAUGUACAUUUACAUGUACAUGUGUGUGUAUACAUUGGUG
This is a messenger RNA of Perca fluviatilis (European perch), 3850 nucleotides long. Its product is annotated as probable G-protein coupled receptor 149. Gene Ontology annotation, cellular component: membrane; neuron projection. Gene Ontology annotation, biological process: neuropeptide signaling pathway. The record is from RefSeq and is a predicted model, not a curated record. NCBI's taxonomy places the organism in Eukaryota, Metazoa, Chordata, Actinopteri, Perciformes, Percidae. The coding region runs from base 317 to 2626 and encodes 769 amino acids. The transcript has 5 exons. Gene Ontology annotation, molecular function: G protein-coupled receptor activity; neuropeptide binding.